Messenger RNA from Vombatus ursinus (common wombat), 1206 nucleotides. RefSeq names its product chromosome unknown C11orf74 homolog (gene IFTAP). Gene Ontology annotation, molecular function: intraciliary transport particle A binding. The transcript has 9 exons. Gene Ontology annotation, cellular component: cytosol; 9+0 non-motile cilium. Bases 132 to 812 code for a protein of 226 amino acids. NCBI's taxonomy places the organism in Eukaryota, Metazoa, Chordata, Mammalia, Diprotodontia, Vombatidae. Gene Ontology annotation, biological process: spermatogenesis; acrosome reaction. The record is from RefSeq and is a predicted model, not a curated record.
GAAGGCCUCCCCCUGCUCCCCGAGGGAAGGAAGCCUGGACUCCUCUCAGCUCAAGAUCGAGGAGCACAGAGCUACGAGAUGAAGGGGCUGUUCAAAUAGAUGUGUUUGUUCAGUUGUUGGAAUUGGGGAUCAUGGAUGAAGAUCGGUUAAUUGAGCAAGCCUUGGAUCAGUUUAUUAAUCGCCAUGAGCAGACGUAUGAAGAAUUUUUGAACACUUUCACUCAUCUUUUAAAAGAUCGUCAAGUGAUCAAGAACAGAACACCUGGAGCUGUUUCUUCAGGAAACAGCUUUGCCACAGGUGUGUAUCCUGGAACUCAGAGCGUCAGGAAUGAGCGCCUUUCUCCUUCUCUCCAUCCCACAGCACAUCCUCCAGAGGAAGAGCAGAUCGUGAUCGACGAAGGCCAGAAAGUUGGCAUUUCCACUCAAGGUGACCUAAAUCGGGCAGGAAAGGUGAAGGUAGACAAUUUUCUAGAUUUGGAAGAUUUUGACAUGGAUGAAGAAACUGACCACAAGUUGGGCCCAGAGUUGCUGCUGCUUCCAGGAGAGGUAGAAGAGGAGGUGCAUUUCUCAGUCUCAGGUUAUGUUCCUUCUUUUGACCAGCAUUCUUGCCCUGAACCGAAGACUUAUCCAGCAGAACAACUGGCAUACAGGCAUUUGAAGGAGGUUCCUGGGGAUGAAGUUCAGCCAUUCUCACUUGAUGAAAAUUUUGACUAUGACAGUGUGAUGCUAACCCCCAAGUUCUCUAGUGAAGAGAUGAAGACAAUUAUAGAAACGUCCAGCCAAAGUAGACUGAACCUUGACGAGGAGGCCUAAGAACCAGUAACUGAUUUACCAUUGCUGCUCCAAGAGGUGAGAGACAUGGCCACCUUAGAAAGCAGAGUUCUUUGCCCACGCCAGCUCCCUUUGGUACCUGAAUGUUGUUGCACAGAUGGCUGCAGGUUCCCUUUGUAGUGGUGCAACCUCGACAUGAAAGGCAGAGAAACUUUUGACAGCCAUCCCUCUCGACCCCACAAGAACAGCUUCCCGGAGAUAAAAGCUCCAGAUAGUGGGGGCAUUCCCACCACCGAACGCUCUCUUGUGGGAACUGAAACAGGUGUCUCAUCUGUCUCUCACUUUGAGCUGGUUCAGAGAAAGCCAGCAUUGGCUACACUUGGAGAACAUGUUAUUGUUGUUUGGAUGAAAAAAAAAACCACAUGUUAAGUGAUAC